This is a messenger RNA of Cantharellus anzutake, 930 nucleotides long. RefSeq lists its product as uncharacterized. The transcript is spliced from 2 exons. NCBI's taxonomy places the organism in Eukaryota, Fungi, Basidiomycota, Agaricomycetes, Cantharellales, Hydnaceae. Bases 36 to 809 code for a protein of 257 amino acids. The record is from RefSeq and is a predicted model, not a curated record.
CUCUCAUCAAUGCGUCUAGUCAGGCGUCAUUUGGGAUGGGAGGGGAAGCGGUGAUUGAUCCCUCGUACCGUCGCGCUCUCGUGCUGCACAAGAAAGACUUUGGAAUCUGUCCUGCAGGAAGCCUUGAUCCUCACGAUUUGGGAAUCCUCAACUCGAUUUCCAGGAUGCUUCUCCCUUCGUUUUCCCUUCCUGCUAAAAAGAUGAGUGAUGAAGAUGAAGAAAUGUCUAGUGCUUCGGACGAGGAUGAAUACGAUGUUCUAGACGAGGAUGAAGACGCUGGAGGUGCUCGGAUUAUUGCUCGACUGGACAAACUCAACGUUUACUCCGAGGGAGACUUCUUCAAGGGACACGUCGACACCGCUCGCUCCUCAGACAUGUUCGGAACGCUGUUGAUAAACUUGCCCGUCAAACACGAGGGGGGUCAGCUUGUGGUCAAGGCACCGAUAGUAAAAAGCAGUGACACUGACCUGGGGCGCGAUGAGUACACCACGAAAUGGGGAAGUGGUACAGAUCUCGAGUGGAUUGCCUUCUUCUCCGACUGUGAACAUGAAGUAUUUCCGGUCACAAGCGGCAACCGAGUGACACUCACAUUUACGCUCUCGUUUGACAACACCAACAACGGUUCUGAACCAUUCGGCGCCGAAAUCGUGGCUAAAUCUCGAUAUCCCAAGAUUGAAUUGCUACAUCGUGCACUCACUGCUCCUGGUAUAUUCACCGAAGAUCACCCUCGUCUGUGUUUCUAUUUGGAACACAGAUAUGUGAGUCAUUGGUCAUUUGUGCACUUUUGGACGGCUGACGUGCAUACUUGACUAGCCCAUAGACGGGAUGAGCGAGAGGGCUGAUUCAGUUAAGCACAAGGUAGGGACGACGUAUUACUCAGCUCGGCCCCUAUAACAUAUCCAUAUCCAUAUCCAUACUUCAUUUCUCCUU